Molecule: messenger RNA, 2689 nt
Organism: Drosophila ficusphila
Lineage: Eukaryota; Metazoa; Arthropoda; Insecta; Diptera; Drosophilidae
Product: protein phosphatase 1H
Exons: 3
Coding region: 320-2251 (643 amino acids)
Biological process (GO): protein dephosphorylation
Molecular function (GO): cation binding; protein serine/threonine phosphatase activity
Source: RefSeq, a predicted model, not a curated record
UCUAAUACGCUGCGGCACGGCCACACUGCCGCGCUAAUCGAUUUAUUUUGUUAAAAAAAAAAAAACAGAACCAAGUCCGCAAAGCUGUCGCCUAUUUCUCGUGCAAUUAGUUCGCCCCAUAGGCUAGUGCAUCAGAUCGGAGACCCCACGUCGCCGCGUAUAUAAGCCCGUUCACAUUAACCCCACAGAAGGAAUAAAUACCAGUUCAGUAAAAGAGGCAGCAGCACAACAACAACGCAAGCUCGCCACGUCAGUGGGAGUGAGCGAGAGCGCGACAGCAAAACGUACAGGAGAGAGCGAGAAGGAGGAAGAAAGAAAAAUGUUUAGCAACUUAAAGGAGCGUUUUAUAUCGGCCAUAGCGCCAGACUUGCCACCUCUCCCAGGCAGCGGUGAGCGGAGCAGUGGAGCUGGAGGCGGCCACCACCACAGCUCGCCGCACCAGAGACUACGGUUCGGCGGCUCUGGCGGACAGCCAAUGCCGGAUAAGUUCCCCUACGCCCGGCCGCCUUUUCUGCAGCUCCUUACGCCGGACGAGCUGCGCGCCUCGGCGGACCACAAUGUGCGACCCAUCAUUGUGCCGCGCGACAUAAACCUGCUGCCCUGGGGCACUGGAUACGCCGAGUGCGUCAACUCGGGAAAGUCCGAGUGGAACGAGGACCAGGGAGCCUUCUGCCGGCAAGUACUUUCGGAUCCGGAGCACAAGCACCCGGACCUUCCAUACACAUACUUCGGCAUCUUCGACGGACACGCCGGAUACGGAGCCGCCCUGGCCGCCUCGCAUCAGUUCCAUCACAUCCUGCACGAGAAGCUCGUGGACUGCCUAGAAUUGCUGCUGCCACGCGAUGGGGAGGCCGCCAGUGGCGGCGGGGAUGGCAGCAAGCUGAAUCCUACGUUCCCACACCCCAUCUACUUUCAGCGGCGCGUGACCAAGGACGAGCUGAUCGUCGGUGCGCUGGAGAGUGCCUUCUUCAGCAUGGACGCGCUGAUAGCGCAGGACAGUGAUCGUUACCGCGAUGCGGGUGGCUGCACCGCCUGCGUCUCCCUGUUCAUCGACGGCAAGAUGUACGUGGCGAAUGCCGGCGACUCGAGAGCUGUGCUCUGUCAGCGGCGCGCGACGCCCGAGAAGCCACGAACGGACUCGGAUUCCGGCAUCGAACCGGAUCCCCUGGAGGCCAGCUGCUACCCAGUGCCGUUCUCCGCGGAUCACACGCCCGAAACGGAGCGCGAACGCCUGCUGAAUGUGGCCAGGUUGAAGCCGCACCUCAUGGGCCAGCACUACGUGGCCAUGGAGUACGCCAAGCGGCCGCACAUCAAGGACAUGGGCCAGCGCAUCCUCUGCCGGCAGGGCACCAUGCGCGGCUGGACGUACAAGACGCUGACCAGGGAGGAUCUCGGCAUGCCCGUGGUCAACGGCGAGGGCAAGAGAAGCCGCCUGCUGGGCACCCUGGGCGUAACGCGGGGCUUCGGCGACCACGAGCUGCUGGCGAUCAACACGGGCAUUCAGAUAAAACCCUUCCUCACGCCCCAUCCCGAUGUGAGGCAGCGGGAUCUCACGCAGGUGGUGUGCAUUCCCGACGAGGACAACCGGGACGGUGACUACGGCGUGCUCGUCAUGGCCACCGACGGCCUGUGGGACGUGUCCGAGAACGAGGCCGUUUCACGCACCGUCUUCCAGACGCUGUCCAAGUAUCCAACGGAAAAGCAUCGCUACACAAUGGUCGCCCAGGAGCUGGUGGCCCGUGCCCGCGGGAAGAUCAACGACUCGGGCCACUGGCGACUCGCCGACAGCAAGGCAGCCGCCACCGUGGACGACAUCUCGGUGAUCGUGAUCCCGGUUUCCCAGUAUUACAAGGAGCACGUGGAGUGGACGCAGAACUACAAGCGGGAUCUCGAGCAUCGACGCCGGCAGGCGCAGGCCAACAUGGCCCAGGAGGCGGUCAACGUGCUCAACGGCGUCAUCGCCGAGGAGGCGCACGUCGUCGAGGAGGAGGAAGAGGGCGAGGUGGUCGUGCACGAGGCCAGGGGCUCGCAGAAGCAAACGGAGAAGCAACCGCGCUUGGCGGAAGCCGUCGACGAGACCCUGGUGGUCGAGCUGACCCCUUCGUUGGAGCAGGUGCAGUUGAAAGAACCGGAUUCAGGAGCGACUGACACCGGCAAGGAGAGGGAUAAUGAUAAGGGAAACGACGCGACGACGACGCGGCAGCAGCCUCAUCAGCAGCAGAAGGGUCGCAAGGGCAAGGGCAAGCACUAGGACAAAAGGGUCCUGCCACACAGCCGAUAUAUUGGGCUUAUCUAGACACACAGCAAUAUUCAAAUGGAUAUGGAUAUGGAUACAGAUGCGACAGUUAUUGGCACAUCUAUAUUUUUUUACACUCCACACACAAGAACAAAUUCAAAACAUUCAAAGUUUCUACAUAAUUUGCUUAUGUACAAACCAAAACAAACAAAAACAAAGUCAACUUCAUUACAUUGUACAAUAAUUUGCUGUAACUAAGUGUAUUUAUUUUUAUCCAAAACAAUUAAUGGAUGAACAAAGCCGCAGAGUAAUGGUGGCGAAUUUUUCAAUUAACACAAAUCAAAACCCUAUGAUUCCAAUUGAAAACAUACAACAAGAAACCAAUUAAAAAGUAUUUUAAGCUACAAAAACAAACGAAAUGAUAAAAUAAAAACAACUAUUGUUAACUAGAAA